Molecule: messenger RNA, 1322 nt
Organism: Vigna umbellata (rice bean)
Lineage: Eukaryota; Viridiplantae; Streptophyta; Magnoliopsida; Fabales; Fabaceae
Product: xyloglucan O-acetyltransferase 1-like
Cellular component (GO): Golgi apparatus
Molecular function (GO): O-acetyltransferase activity
Source: RefSeq, a predicted model, not a curated record
AUGAAGCUUCUACCACCCAUUGGGUUGCUUUGCUUUGCUGUUUACUUUUACUAUCUCUUUUUCAUUCCUUCUCAACCUCUUCACCUUCCAAACGAAUUCGUUUCCACCAUCAACCAAUCUUCUCUCUCAGCUUCUACACUUCCAGUAGAUGAGAAGCUAUGUGAUUACUCCAAUGGCAAAUGGGUUCGUACCAAAAGAGGCCCUUUGUAUAAUGGUAGCAGCUGUGUUAAAAUUUUUAAAAACCGGAACUGUUUAUCCAAUGGAAGGCCUGAUUCGGGGUUCCUUCACUGGAGAUGGAAGCCAAGUGAGUGCCAUCUUCCAAGGUUUGACCCUAACAUUUUUCUCCAACUCAUAAGCAACAAGCGUGUGGCUUUUGUUGGGGAUUCAUUGUCCAGGAACCACCUAAGCUCCCUUCUUUGCAUGUUGUCUACUUUUUCAAAACCAAAAAUUGUUCACCACCGAGGUUCUCAUUGGUGGCUGUUUCGUUCUCACAACGCAAUGUUGUCCUUCUAUUGGUCCCCAUUUCUUGUGGAAGGUGAUCAAAGAAAAAACCCGGGACCACAUUAUAACACUGUUUAUUUGGAUCGUGUUGAUAUGAGGUGGGCAAGGGAUAUUGAUCAAAUGGACAUGAUUGUGUUGUCCUUUGGGCACUGGUUUAUGGUUCCUUCAGUUUUCUACGAGGGUGGUAAAGUUUUAGGGUGCAUGAGGCAUCCUGUUUCCAAUUGCACCGUUGCUAUUGGUUUUGGUGGUCCAAUAAGAAGGGCUUUGAGGACUGCUCUUAAUAGCAUAAUCGAGAGGAAGGUUGGUAAAGGAAAUAAUAGUUUUGAUGUGAUUGUAAGAACAUAUUCACCUUCUCAUUUUGAAGGUUCUUGGGAUAAGGGGGGUACUUGUUCAAAGACCAAGCCUUAUGCAAUUGGACAGAGACAUCUUGAAGGGGAGGAUGCCCAGAUAAGAACGAUUGAGAUGGAAGAAGUGGAAAAUGCUAAGAAAAGAGCCAAAAAAUUAAAAGGGUUUAGGUUGGAGGUACUUGAUGUAACAAAGUUAGCAUUGUUGAGACCAGAUGGCCACCCUGGUGCCUAUAUGAAUCCUUUCCCAUUUGCUAAUGGUGUUCCAAAGGUUGUGCAGAAUGAUUGUGUGCAUUGGUGUUUGCCUGGGCCUGUAGACACAUGGAGUGAGGUUUUGGUGCAGAUGAUGAAACACAUGGCACGAGUAGCGAAGGAGUGAAAGAUAUAAAAAAGUAAAGAUGGAGAAUGUUUUGUAUUUAUCAGAACCUUUGAUAAUAAUUUGUCGUAUCUUUUAUGCAAUUGGAACUUAUGUUUAUU